AUGGAAUCCGAUGGAAGUGAUUCUGAAUCCAUCCACAACACAGAAACAAACACCAACCAAGAUCCAUCCAUGAACCCUAGAAACCCCUAUUACCUUCACCCUGGAGAGAAUCCUAGAGCUACCAUUGUUGCACCUCCUCUUGAUGAUAACAACUAUCAUAAUUGGAGCAAGUCCAUGAAACGUGCUCUCACUUCCAAGAACAAGGUAUCUUUCAUCAAUGGAACGCUUCCCAGACCACCUGAAUCGGACAAGAACUUCGAGCUAUGGGAUCGCGCCAAUAGCAUGGUGCUCUCAUGGAUAAACAGAACGCUAUCACCUCACAUUGCACAGAGCACAAUCUGCUUUGACUCUGCCUAUGAACUUUGGGAAGAUCUUCGCGAGCGAUUCACCAAAGGAAACCAUUUCAGGUUCUCUGAUCUCCUUCGCGACAUCCACUCCAUACAACAAGGUGAUCGUUCAUUAUCCACUUACUUCACUGAUAUGAAGAUUCUCUGGGACGAAUUGGAAGAUUUGCGCCCUAAUCCUUCUUGUUCUUGCCCCAUUCCUUGCACAUGUGGCUUAUCCAAGGCGAUUCGUGAUUUCAAACAAAUGGAGUACGUCACAUGUUUCUUAAAAGGUCUGAACGACAAUUAUCAAAAUAUCCGCACACAAAUUCUGUUACUCGAUCCCCUUCCACCCAUCAGUCGCGUAUACUCAUUGAUUGCACAGCAACAGAUCCCAACCACCUCCAACUCCACCAUUUUAUAUGCUAACAAUAACAAUUCUAAGGGCAGAGGUCGUGGCACGGGCAAGACUUCAAUGGUGUGCACCAAUUGUAGUAAAACCAAUCACACUAUUGAUACAUGUUAUUUCAAACAUGGUUUUCUACCAGGAUAUCGCAACAAGAACUCAAAGAACGCAACUGAGCAGAAACAUUCAAAGAACUCAAAGAACUCAAAGAACGCAACUGAGCAGAAACAUUGCCAUCCAUCUCCAAAGAAGAUUAUCAGCUUCUCCUGCAGCUUCUCCAACAAUCAAAGAAGGAAGCUCCUAAGGAUGACAAAGUUGUAA
Vicia villosa (hairy vetch) is the source of this 1050-nucleotide messenger RNA. RefSeq lists its product as uncharacterized. Bases 1 to 1050 code for a protein of 349 amino acids. NCBI's taxonomy places the organism in Eukaryota, Viridiplantae, Streptophyta, Magnoliopsida, Fabales, Fabaceae. The record is from RefSeq and is a predicted model, not a curated record. The transcript has a single exon.